Messenger RNA from Rotaria sp. Silwood2, 912 nucleotides. The record is from the annotation of a GenBank genome assembly. Lineage: Eukaryota; Metazoa; Rotifera; Eurotatoria; Philodinida; Philodinidae.
AUGAAUAAUUCUAUCGAACGUGUUAUCGAUGAUCCACAGUCAGAUUUAUUCGUCAUUAAACCUAUCGAUGGUAAAGGUUUUGGUAUGUUUGCCAAAUGUGAUAUACAAUGUGGUACAGUUAUUGUAUGUGAAAAACCAUUAAUGAAAUUUCCAAGUUAUUCGUCGUCUAUACUCCUAGAAGCGAUCUAUGAUAAAUUAGAUUCGGAAACCAAACGUCGUAUUCAUUUUUUACUUGCGUCUCAAACAGGAAAACAUCCUCUUGUUGGUAUAUGUGAUACAAAUAGUAUUCGAUUGGCCUAUGAUUCAAAUGAAAAAGGUUUAUUUUAUUAUAUAUCAAUGGUUAAUCAUUCAUGUGAAUCAAAUACAUUUUGGAUAUGGUUUGAUUAUAAUAAUAAACAAGAAAUGAAAUUAAUUGCUGAUCGUCGUAUUAAAGCUGGAGAAGAGCUUGUUUGUUCAUAUAUAGAACGAUUUCAUUUACGUGAACGACGACACGAAAUCUUACAAAAUAAUUGGUUAUUCAAAUGUCAAUGUCAUAUUUGUGAACGACAUGAGAAAGAUAAAAAAUCUGAUGAACAAUGGGCCUCUUAUUCAAAAGACAUCGAUUUUAUUUUGGAAUAUGAUUCGAAACUAUCACAAGAAUGUAUGGAAAAAUUUUCCAAAUCACUAAAAUUCAUACAAGAACAUUAUCAUAAUAGUUUAUUACAAAUGUUUAUGUUACAUUUCGGUAUUCUUGUACCAUGUUGUAUGUUGAAACAAUGGCAAGAUGUUGUUAAAUAUUCAAGAAAAGCAAUUUGUCUUGGAAAAAUAAUCUAUGGUGAUGAUUAUGAAAGAUAUUUAAUACCCAUAAAAGAAAUCAUUGAAGCAAAAGUGCCGAUGGAAUAUCGUACUGGAUUAGAAAAAUAUUUUAAAUAA